This is a messenger RNA of Bursaphelenchus xylophilus (pine wood nematode), 5694 nucleotides long. Lineage: Eukaryota; Metazoa; Nematoda; Chromadorea; Rhabditida; Aphelenchoididae. The record is from the annotation of a GenBank genome assembly.
AUGUUAACAGCCUCACGAUUUGGCGUUCAGGUGUUGGGCCGAGGUGUGGCACCGGCGUUGGCGCAGGCUCGCGGCCUCGCCGACGCCAAGACUAGCCAAAAGGGACAAUAUCGCGUGGUGGACCACAGUUUUGAUGCGAUCGUCGUUGGAGCCGGUGAGUGAAGCUUUGUUAUUGUUUCAACUUUUAGAUCACCCAAAAAUUUAAACAAAAAACGUCAAAAUUGAGCAAAAUUAUGUUGUUUUAGGUGGUGCUGGACUCCGUGCCGCGAUGGGCUUGGCGGAAGGUGGAUAUAAGACUGCAGUUAUCACCAAGUUGUUCCCCACUCGUUCUCACACCGUCGCUGCUCAAGGUGGAAUCAAUGCCGCCUUGGGAAACAUGAAUCCCGACGAUUGGCGAUGGCAUUUCUACGACACUGUCAAGGGUAAGAUAAAAUUUUUGAGUAUUUUCGAUUUUUAGGAUCUGAUUGGCUUGGAGAUCAGGAUGCGAUCCAUUACAUGACUCGUGAAGCUCCACGUGCUGUCACCGAGCUGGAGAAUUAUGGAAUGCCAUUCUCUCGGACCACUGAUGGAAAGAUUUAUCAGCGAGCUUUUGGUGGUCAAUCUAAUAACUAUGGAAAGGAUGGACAAGCUCAUAGGUGCGUAUGUAGAGUCUAGUUGGGUGAUUUCGGUCGUCAUUAACAGAAAAAUAUUGAUGACAUCAUUAAUGUUCAUCAUGGUGAAUAUAACAAUUAUGCUUUGUAAAUGGCCGAAAUAUCGCAAAAACAAGUUUUGCUAGUAUUGGUCCUGUCUAAUUAGAUUAUUUUUAUGAGCUCUUUCAAAAAAUUUUAUAUUACACUAGGCAUAACUUUGGAAAUUUUACCUCGAAAAAUACAAUUGUUUUGUAGAACUUGCUGUGUGGCCGAUCGUACUGGCCAUUCCCUCUUGCACACGCUCUAUGGAGCCUCUCUGCAGUACGAUUGCCAAUAUUUUGUCGAAUAUUUUGCUCUCGACUUGUUGAUGGAUCAGGGAAAAUGUGUUGGAGUUAUCGCCAUUGACCUCGAAGAUGGCUCCAUCCAUCGUUUCCGUGCCAACAGCACCGUCUUGGCCACUGGUGGCUACGGAAGAGCCUACUUUUCGUGCACUUCAGCUCACACUUGCACUGGAGAUGGUAAGAUUUUUGGAAUUUUUUUUCUGUUUUUAGGCGAUGAUGGGUUCUACUAGUAUUGUAAUAAAGUGCAUGGACACUUUUCCUCCUUUGCACAGUGCAUUUUGAACCUUUUCCCACACUUGUCGUCAACGCACAGUGCAUUUUUCUCUUUUCGCACAGUGCACACUAAAGAAAAUUUCGUUUGCACUGUGCAAAUUCCUGAGCUCGAGGCAGCGACGUUGUUGGAACUUGCUUUUGUCGCAACGAUGUUUCGCCGCACAGUGCAAAAACAAAAAAAGUGAACUGCACAGUGCAAAAUGUGGGUUUUUGUGCACGGUGCGGGCGUUGACAAAAAGUCUACGCACUUUAUGAAAAACUAAUUAUAUUUUCAUAAAGUGCGUAGACUUUUUUCACGGGCCGCACCGUGCGCAAAAACCUCCCCAUUUUGCACAGUGCGUUCCAUCUUUUUCGGUUUUUGCACUGUGCGACGAAACAUCGCUGCGACAUAAGCAAGUUUCAACUUCGUCGCUGCGUCGACGCCAGAAAUUUGCACAGUGCAAACGGAAUUUUUUUAGGUGUGCACUGUGCGAAAAGAGAAAAAUGCACUGUGCGUUGGCGACAAGCGUGGGAAAAAGUUCAAAACGCACUGUGCGAAAGAGAAAAAAAAUCAUCCACUUUAUGAAAAUGCUAAUGUUCGGAUUGUAGGAACCGCCCUCGUCGCACGUGCCGGUCUCCAGAACUCGGACAUGGAGUUUGUCCAAUUCCAUCCCACCGGAAUCUACGGCGCCGGCUGUUUGAUGACCGAGGGCUGCCGUGGAGAGGGUGGAUACCUGAUCAACUCCCAAGGCGAACGAUUCAUGGAGAGAUACGCGCCCGUGGCCAAGGACUUGGCCUCCAGAGACGUGGUUUCCCGCUCAAUGACCAUCGAAAUCAUGGAAGGAAGGGGUGUGGGCCCGGAUAAGGAUCACAUUUAUCUCCAGCUGCAUCACUUGCCAGUUGAGCAGCUCAACACCAGAUUGCCUGGUAAGGAAGUUGGAGGAUUGUGGAGAGAUUUGAAGGGGAGAUUUGGGCAGUUUGGGAGGUCAAGUUAUAUUGUAGUGGGCAAAAUUGAUGAGAUGAUUUCGUCGAAAUUUUGAUGUCUUGGGAGGUUUAAAUGGUUUUAUAUAUAGCUUGUUAUUGAAUUUAAGUUAUGUUAGGGUAUAUUUGAGAUGGUUUUUGGUUAAAAAUUAUAUUACACUAGACAAAAAAUUUGAUUUUUAAAAAAAAAUUUGUUUGAAAUCCGGUUUUUUUUUGAACUUCUAGGUUGUAUUUUGGAUGGUUGAGGCACGUAAAAGCGUUUUGAGUUGAUUUUAAGACCUGAAUUAUAUUAUACUAGGCAAGGAAUUGAAAAUUUUUGAAAGUUUGGUCGAUUUUGUUUGAAAUGAUUAUAUCCUCUGCCAUUUCAGGUAUCUCCGAGACUGCCAAGAUCUUCUCCGGCGUCGAUGUGACCAAAGAACCGAUCCCCGUCAUCCCCACCGUCCAUUAUAACAUGGGCGGUACCCCCACCAACUACAAGGGACAAGUAAUCACCUACACCCGCGAAGGCGGAGACAAGGUUGUUCCCGGCCUCUACGCAGCAGGAGAAUGCGCCGCACACUCGGUUCACGGAGCCAAUCGCCUCGGCGCCAACUCUUUGUUGGACUUGGUCAUUUUCGGCCGAUCCUGCGCGUUGACCAUCCAAAGCUUGAGCAAACCCGGCGACAAGGUCCCCGAACUCCCCGCCAACGCCGGAGAGUCCUCCAUCGCCAAUGUGGACAAGCUGUUGACCGCGAACGGCGACAUUGCCACCGCGGAUUUGCGCUUGGAACUCCAGAAAACGAUGCAAAGACAUGCCGCCGUGUUCAGACGAGGAGAUCUCCUUCAAGAGGGCGUGAAAAAGGUCGCCGAUUUGUAUAAACAAGCUAAACAUGUCAAAGUCACCGAUAAAGGGCGUGUCUGGAAUUCGGAUCUGAUUGAGACGCUGGAGCUGCAGAAUUUGUUGAUCAACGCCAGUCAGACGAUUGUGGCCGCCGAAAAUCGCAAAGAGUCGAGAGGAGCCCACGCCAGAGAUGAUUUCCCGGUAAGAAGGAGUGGAAGAAGAAUUGAGAAAGAUUUUGGGGCGGUUUGGGGAAUAUUGGAGUGGAAAAUUUGCAGGAAUUUUGGGUCUGGACCUUAUUUUAGGUCAAUUUUGGUAAAGUGAGGUGAAAUUUGUGUUUUAGUUUGGUUGAAAGUGGAAGAAAGGGGCUUCAAAUGAAAGAAUAGAGAUAGAUAUGGCUUGUUGAAGGUAUAGGUCGGCACGUUUCGGAUAAAAUUGAGAUUUUUUACCUUAUUUUAGGUGAUGUUACAGGUGUGUAAAAUAAGGUGAAAAUAAUGUUGGGAUUUGAUGGGAACUGGUGGGAAAUGGUUUAAAAUGGAAGAAUGUAGGAUGCUUAGGAUUUCUGGUGAUGUGUGCCGGUGAAAUUUUGGAUAAAAUUAGGGUUUUUGGACCUUAUUUUACGAGGGAAUGGUCCGAACUUCCCCCAGCGUUUGGGAAAAUGACUAGUACAGGUGGAUAGAGCAGGUCAACUUUGGUAAAAAGAGCCAUUUUCCAGCUGCGAAAUAAGCCUAGCCGACGAGAAAAAUCGACCGAAAGUUCCACAAAAAUUUCCUCUUUCUCUUCCCUCCGAAAAGAAGAGCAGUGUCCAGUGGUUCGGUUAGCCGAGUGGAUAAAGCAUCCGCUCGAUAUUCUUUUGGGGGUUGGUUCGAUUGGGUCUCCCGAAGGACCCGUGAUAAGGCUUUGAUGGGCAAGAUGAAACUCCAAAAAAAAAUAUUUUGCCAUUUUUAUACAUUUUUAUACCAAAACAAUAAUCGUCAAAAAAAUGCAUUUUUUGGGUGCUUCCGAACCUUCAAAGCGAUAAAACGUCGAAGUUAUACUCGUUUGGUGAGAGAAAAGGUUAUCAAAAAAUCCUAUCUUUUUGAUACGGUCUGUACCCCACUUUGUUAUUGUUUAAAAAUUUUUAUAUGUCAGCUUGUCGGGAAAAUAACGGCGGAUCGUCGCGCCUCCGAUUCGCCUAUCAUCGCAUUGCGACGGCGCACGUCAAGAAAAAAUAAAAGAAAAACGGGCGCCCAAUGAAAAAGCCUAGAAUUUUUUUUUGGCAUUCUGGCCGGUGCAAAUCCGUUUUUGUCCAAAUGGUUUGCAAUAUUUUGACAUAAAGAUUAUUAGUAAAUCACAAGAUAUUGAUACCAAUAGAAAGCUCGAGAGUUGCUUAAGCUAAUAGAACCAAAAUAUACCCAUAAUCAUAGUAUUUUGACAGUCUUCCAAGGCGAAGAAAACAACGUCUAAAUAAAAUUUUGUAUCGACGAUACCGAGUCAGAGAGAACUGGAAGGGGGUAUAGGCUCCACGUCAAAAAAAUCCUUAAACUAUUCUUCAAGUAUCUACAUCGGUCUCGUCCCGCUUGAUGGGACAGUUUUUUUGAUAUUCGGCCUUGAAAUUUGCACUAUUUUUAGCCUAGCUCGAACCGUGUUCAAAAAAUGCGUCACGACGACACCCAUUCAGAAUGUGCCAGUGGUAUAAAAAACAGUUGUAUACGACUAGUAGUACUCCCUAGAGCUCCCAUAAAAAAAAUUAGGUUAAACAUUGUUGUUAUGUGCAAUUUGGAUGACAGAUUUUAUGAAUUUUUUUUCGCUGUGAGAACCUUUGCAAUGCCCGCAAUUUCUUGACGUGCGGCGGCCAGCUGGAGAUUUGGUGCGCGAGAGCGGUGAGGCGAGACACUUUGAUACGACGAUCCACCGUUAUUUUCCCGACAGGCUGAUACCUAUAAAACGUAUAAAAAUGGCAAAAUAUUUUUUGGAGUUUCAUCUUGCCCAUCAUAGCCUUAUCACGGGUCCUUCGGGAGACCCCGGAAUCGAACCAACCCCCAAAAGAAUAUCGAGCGGAUGCUUUAUCCACUCGGCUAACCGAACCACUGGACACUGCUCUUCUUUUCGGAGGGAAGAGAAAGAGGAAAUUUUUGUGGAACUUUCGGUCGAUUUUUCUCGUCGGCUAGGCUUAUUUCGCAGCUGGAAAAUGGCUCUUUUUACCAAAGUUGACAUGCUCUAUCCACCUGUACUAGUCAUUUUCCCAAACGCUGGGGGAAGUUCAGACCAUUCCCUCGUUAGGUGAACUUUCGAAAAAAAAAUAUUUUUUUUUUUGGAUUUUUGAACAGAAAUCUAUGGGCUUGAAUUAUGAAUUGAACCUUUAGACAGCUUUUUCUUUCUAUUUUUCUUGUUUUAAAGGUCAAAAUUAGAGAUUUUUGACCUUAUUUUAGGUUGAUUUAGACAUCAAAAAAAAUUUUUUUAUGUCCCUCCUAACUUGCCCGAUUUCCAGGACCGCCUCGACGAAUACGACUACUCGAAGCCCACACUGGACGGCCAGACCAAGAAGUCGUUCGACGAACACUGGCGCAAACACUCGAUCAUCAACCAGAACGUCGAAACGGGCGAGGUGAAAUUGAACUACAGACCCGUCAUCGACGACACCUUGGACAAAUCCGAGACCGACUGGAUCCCCCCGAAGGUCCGCUCGUACUGA